AUGGCAGAGACUUGUAUUGUCUGUUUGGGCGAUCUUGGCGAAAAUUCCAAUGAUUCUGUCCGCCUCUUGCCUCGAGCUAUCAAGUCACCUGCAGACGGCGGCCCAGUCCCCCGAAUCUCGACGUCACCCUCUCGAUCUGAUGAGAACAAAAAUGAGCUCAUAGCUCACCUACUACCGUGUGGUCAUGAUUUACAUAACGAAUGUCUCAAGCCAUGGGUAGAGCGAGCCAAUAGUUGUCCAAUAUGCCGCCAAAGCUUCAACCAAGUCGAGCUGAUGGCCGAAGUUGGAGGUGAGUCUAUAUCAAUAUUACGAGCCAGCCGUCCUAAGAGAAGCACGUUAGGCUCCAUCAUAUCCUCAUAUGCGGUUGAAGACAAGACCCAAGUUGCUGACGUGGACCCUUCCAUGAUCAUUGAUGAGAUCUAUGACGAACCUGAAGACGCCCCUUGUCCAGUAUGCCGAGAAGAUGACAACGAAGAUGUGCUACUGGCCUGUGAUGGCUGCGAUGCUUACUAUCACACUUAUUGUGUGGGUCUUGAUAGCGUACCUAUCGGUCAUUGGUUCUGCGAAAACUGUGAGACCCAACGAAUAAUCGAGAGCGUGUGCCCUCCUAGCUCAGAACGCCCCCCGCAGCGCCCACAAAACUCUUCCGAUAGAAGAACACGAGCUCAGCAACGCCGGCUGAGGAGUCGCAAUCAAGUAACGUCUUCGAGUUGGGCACGCGUCUGGCAGUCCGUGUGGGAUCAUUUGAACAUCGACCUUGACUUUCCGUUUGAUGAAGACUCCGAUGCUAGGCGCAUUGAUGCAUCUCAUCGGACAGCCUCACAGCGCCGUGAGUUCCACGAAUGGGAGGCGAGGCUGCAAGUUGCGGAGCGGCAGGGGGGACCAAACAGAUUUAGAGAUACAGCUUCAGCGCUACUAGAUCUACAUGCAAGGCGCGAGCAGCCGCCCCAGCCUGAACCUGAAUCACAGGAAGAGUUGCGAGCCUGGAACGCCUUCGAGAAAGCUCGAGAGAUCGAAGCUGCCCCGUCACCUAAGCGGAAACGGAAGUCAGCAACCACCUCUCCCUCCGAGCCAGAGCCAGCCCAGCAGAUGGAUCGUCCAUUAAAACGGCCUCGAACAAGACGUGUUGUAGAGAACAGUGCCGCUUCACCCAGCAUGAUAUCUGACCCACUGAUGAGCUCCGCCGCUGGGCCCUCUUCACGCUUAGCCCAAUCCUCAGCGGCUCAGAGUAGCGGACCUACCCUUGUUCAAUCGAUGCUCCAGAAAAUAGAGGCAUCUAACAAUCCCAAUGAGUCCCUAGGUCAAUCUCGCCUUUCCAUCCAAGCUGGCGCCAAUUCUUCCUCUCCUCUGCCAUCAUCACCCAGAGUUUCACCAACCACAUCUAAUCACGCAAGUCCCCGGGCAAGAUCCACCACGCCACCUCCUUCAACCUCACCGCGACCUAGCUCACCCCUUUCUUUGACGUCAAAGAUUGAGCCGAUAUUUCCCCCGGCGGAUUUCUCACCGGAACGAUCUCCCUCAGAUAACACACUUGCACACCGCUCUAGACCAGAGCAGAGGCGUCAGUCACGCCAACUCCAGCAGGAUUCAAGUCCGUCCAGAUCCGCUGAUGCCUCGCCAUCCCGGGUGAACGUACCAUUUGCAAUGAAAGCAGACUUGCAAAAGAUGGUUUCAAAUGCGUUGAAACCGCAUUAUCAAAGUAACACGGUUUCCAAAGAUCAGUAUACAGAUAUAAACCGCAACGUUUCUCGAAUGCUUUAUGACAAAGUCGGGGAGCAGGGCAACGUCGAUGGCGACGAAAGAAAGACGUACGAGCGUCUGGCGACGGAUGAAGUCGCGAAAGCGGUCGAGGUCUUAACCAGUGGAUCUCGGACAUCUGAUUAG
Molecule: messenger RNA, 1884 nt
Organism: Bacidia gigantensis
Lineage: Eukaryota; Fungi; Ascomycota; Lecanoromycetes; Lecanorales; Ramalinaceae
Exons: 1
Coding region: 1-1884 (627 amino acids)
Source: RefSeq, a predicted model, not a curated record